GAAGCUAAAAUCUUUAACAAAUCUUGAAUGUAGGGACAAAUCUUGAAUUAGGGACACGAGGCGUCGGGAACGCAACAUCGUCCACCGACGUUGGUUCCUCAUACCUCCAUCUCCCGUUUAAAAUGGACCUAAUUCCUGCACAUUUUCCCGAGAAACAAACGGAAAAUCAUCGAGAAAAAUCCAUCCAUUUUCUUUAAUUUUCCUCCGCCUUUGUCGUUUUCACGCAACUGGUCUUUGCCUGACCUGCACCGCUCUUUCCCAGACAAUUGUUCAUUUUUUUACGAAUCUGUAAGGCCCAUGUGGAACCCCUGUUGAUUCUUCGGCGCCCUUGCCUUUUUUUCGAAUUAAAAUUUGAAAUCCUUGAAUUUGGGGUUAUGCCUGCUCCGUAUUGUAGACGAUUUAUCGUGUCGGAGAAAUCCGCCAUGGAAACCGCCAUUGCAGUGCCUUCUUCUACCCCAUCUGGGCUUUUGGCACCGCCAUUGUCAUCGGGGAUUUUAACACAAGACGAAUUGAAGAAGAUCGCUGCGUACAAGGCCGUCGAAUAUGUCGAAUCCGGCAUGGUUCUCGGCCUUGGCACCGGCUCCACCGCCAAACACGCCGUCGAUCGAAUCGGCGAGCUAUUACGCCAAGGUAAGCUCAAGAACAUCAUAGGAAUCCCCACUUCCAAAAAAACUCACGAACAAGCCCUCUCGUUAGGAAUCCCUCUUUCAGACCUAGAUUCGCACCCUGUUCUCGAUCUCGCAAUAGACGGCGCCGAUGAGGUCGAUCCCCAUCUGAAUCUUGUCAAGGGCCGAGGCGGCUCUCUUUUGAGAGAGAAAAUGGUGGAGGGUGCUUGCAAGAAGUUCGUCGUGAUUGUUGAUGAAUCGAAAUUGGUUAAGUAUUUGGGAGGCAGUGGGCUCGCCUUGCCAGUGGAGAUUGUCCCCUUUUGUUGGAACUUCACCGCCGUGCGGCUGCAGAAUCUGUUCCAAACCCAUGGUUGUGUGGCAAAGCUCAGAACCUCCGGUGAAAAUGGACAACCGUUUGUUACUGAUAAUCGCAAUUACAUUGUGGACUUGUAUUUCAAGGAAGAUAUUGGAGAUUUGAACGUUGCUAGCGAUGAGAUUUUGCGGCUUGCCGGUGUCGUCGAGCAUGGCAUGUUCAUCGGUAUGGCCACCACAUUGAUCGUUGCAGGAGAGCUUGGGAUUACCAUCAAGAACAAGUAGCCAUUACCAGGAGAUGUUCUUAAUGCCUGCUCAAAUGGGUACUCCCUGUUCUAACCUUUUGUCUUAUGGAUUCUGAAACCAUUAGCAAAGAGUUCUUGGUUCCUUAGAACCAAUUAUUUACAGUAUUAGGAAUUAGGUUUGGCUGAGUUUCUGUCACUUUGAAUUGGUUUUGAAUCUGUAAAGGGCUUAACCCAGUUAUGUUUUUAUGUUUUUAUGUUUCGUUCGAGAUCAAUUUAAGCUUGUUCGGAAGGACUUUGAAAGUUCUAAUAUCCAUUUCGACCGUAUUUGAA
This is a messenger RNA of Cucurbita maxima (winter squash), 1492 nucleotides long. RefSeq names its product probable ribose-5-phosphate isomerase 2. Gene Ontology annotation, biological process: pentose-phosphate shunt, non-oxidative branch. The transcript has a single exon. The coding region runs from base 375 to 1202 and encodes 275 amino acids. The record is from RefSeq and is a predicted model, not a curated record. Lineage: Eukaryota; Viridiplantae; Streptophyta; Magnoliopsida; Cucurbitales; Cucurbitaceae. Gene Ontology annotation, molecular function: ribose-5-phosphate isomerase activity.